AUGUCUGACGACCCAGCUACCACCUUCUUUCCCGACGCCGACGAGAUCCCCUCGCUGUACGACGUGCUGGGCGUCUCUGCUGAAGCGACAGACGACGAGAUCAAGAAGGCCUACCGCCGCCUGUCCCUUCUGAAUCACCCCGACAAGGUCGCAGCGACCGCCUCUUCUCCCGAAGACCUCGCCGCCGCAACCCUCAAGUUUCAGCAGAUUGGCUUCGCGUAUACGGUGCUCAAGGAUGCUGCGCGGAGGGAGAAGUAUGACAUGACGGGCAGCACGAUGGAGAGGAGGGCCGAGGGCGCAAAGACGGAGGCGGAAUGGAGGGACUACUUCAGGGAGUUGUGGACGGGCGAAGUGAGCGCGCAGACGAUGAACGACUUUGCGAAGAAGUACCAGGGAUCUGACGAAGAACGUCGCGACAUCCUCGAAGCCUACAAGAAUUCGUCCGGCGACAUCGAGUCCAUCCUCAAUUCGGUCAUGUGCGCGACAAUCGACGACGAAGACCGCUUCGUCAAGCUCAUUGACGACGCUAUCGCCGCGAAGGAGGUCAAGGCGACACCUGCGUGGAAGAAGUCGUCCAAGGAUACGCAGGGCAAGGAGAAGCGGAAAAAGAAGGCUGACAAGGAGGCAAAAGAGGCAGAGGAGCUUGCAAAGGAGCUCGGCGUCCACGACAAGCUGUACGGGAACGGCUCGUCUUCGUCGAAGGGAUGGAAGGGCAAGGGCAAGGGCAAGAAGGCGGACGCCGAGGACGACGAGGCUUCUCUGCGCGCGCUCAUCCAGGGCAACCAAGCGAAGCGCAUGAACUCGCUCAUCGACUCGCUCGAGGCCAAGUACGCCGCAGCAGAGGCGAAGAAGGGGAAGAAGCGCUCGUCGACUGGCGGCGAGGACGCCGCGAAGGGCGGAAAGAAGGCGAAGAAGGAGGCUGAGCCGACCGAAGAGGAGUUUGCCGCGAUCCAGGCGAAGAUGGACGCUCGUCGGAGCAGGAAGUAG
Molecule: messenger RNA, 987 nt
Organism: Rhodotorula toruloides NP11
Lineage: Eukaryota; Fungi; Basidiomycota; Microbotryomycetes; Sporidiobolales; Sporidiobolaceae
Product: DnaJ family protein
Exons: 3
Coding region: 1-987 (328 amino acids)
Cellular component (GO): nucleus; cytoplasm
Molecular function (GO): heat shock protein binding
Source: RefSeq, a predicted model, not a curated record